Funneliformis caledonium is the source of this 474-nucleotide messenger RNA. The record is from the annotation of a GenBank genome assembly. Lineage: Eukaryota; Fungi; Glomeromycota; Glomeromycetes; Glomerales; Glomeraceae.
AUGCGUUACACCCGUACUGGAAAGAGCCAUUUUGCUAAAAGGUUUUCAGAUAGGUUUAUAGAUGGUGAUGAUUUGAUCUUUAAUGACAGUAUUAGCAAGGAUCUUUUCACACAAGGACGCUUUGAUGAUCUUAACGAGCUUGCUCGAAAGAGACUUGGUGAAUAUAGUGGUGAUAAAAUAAUCUACCAACCAAUAGAGUUCACGGCUAACAAGAUGAAUUUAAAAGUUGCUGUUGAUGGAGGUUAUACUUUUGUUGAUGUUAAUAAUUUUAAAGAAAAAGAUGAGGCUUUCUUAGAAUUUGCUGAUGAGUUAGAGAAAGAACAUUAUGAACCUACAGGAUUUAUAGCUUCGGGAUCUCGUACCAGCUUUAUACAUAAAUUCUGCAAUAUCGUAAUCAAUUGCUAUCCAAAUCAAGUGAAUUUUGCAGACAAUUUUGGGACUGUCGUUUCUGCGGUUCAGGAAAAUUUGAAGUAG